CGCAUGUCCGCCAGGCCUGCCGUACGGACCGGUCAACUAUACUGGCGGCGGGCGGCGGCUCGCCCAGCACCAGUCGCUGAGAGGGACGAUGGAGGCGAGCAGCAGCCGGAGCGGAACUCUACCCUCGAAGCGGCGCAGCACCGGCGGCGGCGGGCACCAGCCCUCGGCGCAGUCGCUGAACGACGACGCCCUCCGCUGCAUCUUCUCCCGCCUGACCGACCACUUCGACCUCGCUCGCUGCUCCGCCGUCUGCAACUCAUGGCAUACGAUUAUCGACACAGCCCAUCUGAUGAGGGAUCUAUACUACAAGAGGAAUCCGCAGGCAAGAAUCCCAGGUUCUGCUAUUUCGAUGAAAAGUUAUUUUGAGGCGCUCGCCAUGAAUGAGCACGCAUCAGCUCUUGCUAGAGGACCUGCUGAAGUUCAUCAGUGGACUGGUCACGCCAUGCGGGCCACCUUGUGUCGUAUGAAGAGUGGUUCAGUCUUAACUGGAAUGGGAGAUAAGGUUCUUCGACUUUGGUCUGCUGAAAGUUGCAAAUACAUGAACGAGUACAAUGUUCCAAACUCUAGAAAGUUGGUUGACUUUGAUUUUGAUGAAAAUAAGGUUGUAGGGUUAACAAGCUCCCAGGUUUUCAUUUGGAGACGCAGUGGACCAAAAAGUAUAUUUCAAUCUUGUGGAGACUCAUUCAAUCAUGGGUUAUGCAUGAGUUAUGCCGAUCCGGAGGUUGUAAUCGGCUGUGAUGAUGGUAGAGCCUUUGUAUAUGAUAUGUACAGCAGGAGUUACUCAAAUAUUUACCGGCUUCACCCUUCCCCUGUGACCUGCUUGGCGCUAACAGAUGACCAACUGAUUGUUGGUGGUUCUACAUUUGGAAAUGUAGCUAUUGCAGAUCAAACCUCAGGACAGAAGUUAGGUCUUUUAAAGUCAGCUUUUGCACCAACAGUGAUAAGAUGCUUGUCUUUCAGCGCAAAUUCACACUUAAUAUUUGCGGGCUCAUCUUCUGGUUAUGCACAUUGCUGGGACUUAAGGACCCUGAGGCCUCUUUGGGAAACAAGAGUUAGCCCGAAUGUCAUCUACAGCGCACAUCAUUUUACGGGUGACACUUCGACGCUGGCAGUCGGUGGUAUUGAUGGUGUCCUUCGCCUGAUAUGCCAGAGAACUGGUGAAACUAUUCGAAGCUUCAUCAUGGAUGCAGACCACCAACCCGAAUCCAGCUCCAGGAUGCAGCUUGAAAAGAAGAGCAGCCGUCCAGUGGAAUCCGGCCCCAGGCAGCAAGUUGAAAAGAAGAGGGUUCGUGAGAUUGCUCCGGAUGCCCGGCUGGACAACAUUCCUAUGAACCUACGCCCCCCAAUCACUGGCCUCUCGGUAGGCAUGAAGAAAAUCGUGACUACGCAUGGCGAGAACUAUAUCCGAGUGUGGAAGUUCCGCUCAUAGGUUGCUAGAAUGUUCAUCCAAGCGAGGUUAACUCGGGCUGUUUGUGUAGUAGUAGAUGGUGUGUUAUAUCUGUCCUGUAAUACUAUAAGCCUGUAACAGUAUCCUCAAGAUGUAGGUUUGAUUAUGACAUCCUGUUCCUCCAAGGUACCUGAAUCAUCAAGAUGAUGUACGAAGACUUAAUAUUGUAUUGUCGUGAGUUGAAAAAUGUUGAUACUCUAAUUUUUAGGAAAA
This is a messenger RNA of Brachypodium distachyon (stiff brome), 1660 nucleotides long. Its product is annotated as F-box/WD-40 repeat-containing protein At3g52030. The transcript is spliced from 9 exons. NCBI's taxonomy places the organism in Eukaryota, Viridiplantae, Streptophyta, Magnoliopsida, Poales, Poaceae. The record is from RefSeq and is a predicted model, not a curated record. Gene Ontology annotation, molecular function: protein binding. The coding region runs from base 89 to 1429 and encodes 446 amino acids.